Bursaphelenchus xylophilus (pine wood nematode) is the source of this 734-nucleotide messenger RNA. NCBI's taxonomy places the organism in Eukaryota, Metazoa, Nematoda, Chromadorea, Rhabditida, Aphelenchoididae. The record is from the annotation of a GenBank genome assembly.
AUGUUGCGGGUAGCCCAAGCCUUAGGCCUUUGUCGAUCGUAUCCUGAAGCCCUUGUUCGAAGUAUUGUCAGAGUAGAUCAUGCUGGGGAGUUAGCUGCUGAUCAGAUCUACAAAGGACAACACAUGGUUUUGAAGAGUAAAUUGUAUUCUGGUUUUUGUUAUUGUUUUAGAUUCUGAUGUUGGACCAAUAAUCCAAGAGAUGUGGGAUGAAGAGAAGGAGCAUUUGGAUAUCUGUGAACGUUUGUUGGCCAAAUACGAUACAGAUCCGACCGUUUUCACACCAUUAUUCAAGGCUUUAGCCUUAGGAUUAGGUACGAAGAGAGAAUUUAUGUUAUGUAUGAGACUGCCGCUGAGACCAGUUUCCUAAGAGGUUGAAAAUUGGUAUUGUUGAAUAAUAGGAUCGGUUUUAGGUGUCGGAAGUGCGUUGAUAGGGAAAGAAGGAGCUAUGGCAUGUACCAUUGCGGUAGAAGAACUAAUUGGAAACCAUUAUAACGAUCAAUUAAAAGAAUUAAUCGAAUUGGAUACCAAGUCUGAGAAGAAUCUGUUACAGGUAAAGCUGUUUUACUGUUUUAUUAUGUCCUUUUUAGUUGAUAAAGAAGAUGAGAGACGACGAACUUCAUCAUCAUGACACAGGGAUAAAAUACGAUGGCUUAAAUGCUCCAUUGUACAAUGUUCUCAAACAAGUAAUACAGUCUGGAUGUAAAGCUUCGAUCUUCUUGGCGGAGAGAGUCUAA